AAUAAGUGUCCCCUCCGUCGCCCUUCGUUCUCAAUGGCCGGGGAGCGAGAGCAAGGAGGCGCCGGUGCCAGUGCAGAGGCGACCAGGCAGGAGGUGUCAACAGAGGCAGUGGUUGAAGUGUGGGAGCAGAUGACUGUGCCAGAGCAUGUGCCGAAGGAUACCAACAUGGCAGUGGAUGUUAAGGUGUUGACCCUUAAUAUUUGGGGGAUACCGCUGUUAGCAAAAGACAAGAAUGCCAGAGUUGAUGCCAUUGCGAAUCAGCUGCUCACAGGGCCGGACGAGUUUGAUUUUGUGUUCCUGCAGGAGGUGUGGUCGAAGGAAGACUAUCACAAAAUAGCUACCAAAAUACUUGCUGUGUGCCGGACUACAAGACAUGGUAUUCCAAUUACCCUUAUAAAUAUGCAUCUUCAUGCUUUGUAUGACCACAAAAAUGAUACUUACGUACAUCACCGUGCUGUUCAAGCAUAUGAGGCAGCGCAGCUGCUUCGACUUGGCCGCACAAAUGAAGAUGUUGUAAUCUUCAGUGGGGAUAUGAACUGCACACAAACUGACUUUGCUUAUAGACUAGUCAAACACAAUGGUGCACUGAUAGAUACCUACAUUGACAGUCCAGUUAAGACCCCGGGAUCAAAUGGAGAAACCAAUGAGACUCCAGCCAACAGCUACACGAGUGUCAAGACCCUCAUGGAGAAUCCUUGUGGUCACAGAAUUGACUAUAUCUUCUACCAGUCUUCCCAAGCGUACAAGGUCAAGACCAAAGUGUGUGACCUGCCCUUUCCCCAGAGAGUCCCACAACAGGAAUUCAGCUUUUCAGACCACGAAGCUGUACGGACAGUACUUACCAUUACCCCCAUGAAAGGGACUGAAAUUAUGGAAGAAAUACCGAGUGUGCAAGCCAAGACGGAUGCCCUGCUGGAGUGUUCUGCAGUGUGUGAGCAAGGCCUGAAGUCUGUAGGCUCUCAGCAGAAACUUUACAUUGCCCUGUCAGUCCUGUGUGCUAUUGUUUUACUGGUGUGCCAUAUUGUGAUAUGUACAGAAUCAUCAUCUGGUGUGACCCGUGGGUUCCUAGGCCUGUUGCUGAUAUUGUUUACAUUCUGUCUUUCAUACUUGCUCUUUAUGGCAACAAUUUUCUACAGAUUUGAAAGUAAUAAGAUUAAAGAAACAAAGUUAGGGAUAGAACAUCAGCUCGAUGAGUUGAGGGAGAAAAAUGCACAAAUUUUUGAAGAGGAGAGGAAGAGGUCUCAGUCAUUCAUCAAGUGACCAAGGAUCAGGGGGUUGGAAUCAAAUGAUUGUGAUAAUGGCUCUGAGCUGCUGUGAAAAUUCCGAAUUCCAAAGACAAUGGUUUUGCUGUCUUUCUGAGGAAAUCAUACACAUUAUCUGUGACUAAAUAGAGCAUGAAGAAAUGAUUCAGUAGUAUUAAAUCCAUAUUUUGUGCGUCAUUCUCACAUGGCAAAAAAUCAAUCUGUACUGUUGUGACUGUUUUCAUCAUUAUACAUAAACACAGUAUUAAACUAUAAUUGCCAGCUUCAUGAAUUGAGAGAGAAGCCUCCUUUUUAGUGUAAUGUACUACUGCAUUAUUGUCAAGUUUGUUGAAUCUUAUUGAAAUGCUUGAGAAUUUGCACAAUAUGGAAAGACACUUAUGUUUGUAACUUUUUUUCAUGCUCUUUUACAGUUUUGGACAUGGAUUUUUCUUAUUACUAAUCCUAAUUGAAAUGCUUUGAUAAAACAAUAUCUCUGUCUUGCUGUGAUCAUGAAAUCAAUGGAACCGAUUAGCAUUUUCAAUUAGAUAGGGAAUAAGAAAAAGAUAUGCCUAGCUCAUACUACUAAGAAACAACUUAAGUGAUUUUAUGAGCUCAAAGUAGUUCUUUGCUAGUUCAUUAGUUUUAAAUGGCUUUCCUACACAAGGUAUUUGACAAUAACUCUGUAUAAACAUUUUAAUGACAAAACCUUUUUCUACUCGUGACAAAGUUCCCCUCUAUACAAACUAAACUUUUCAGGUCCGUAAGUUUUUCAUGUACUUUAAGUAGUGUUAAUCAAUCUUUUAAGACAGCAGUGAAUAUUAUAGUUCAAUUUUAUCAAGGGCAUCUAUUUUUGUGUAACAUGUUAAGCACCUCAUUGUCUUGAUAUUGACUUUAAAUCAUUAUAUUCCUAGUCUCUAUAUAGUGUUGAACUACAGUCUUUAUGAUGUAAAACAACAAAAAGAGAGUAGAUUUAGAGGACAGAUCAGUAGUGGGUGAAGGUAUUCCUUAGGGAUGUAUGUUGUUUAUUGUUGUUAAGGUUACUGGUUUGUGUAGAGAAUAGAUGGAACAAGAGGAUAAUGUGCUUGAAAAGUGAGAAAUGGCAACUAGAAAUGCAUGUGUGUGGACUUUUUGUUGUGUGAUUUAGGGAUUUUAGGAAAAUAUCUUGGAUACAUUUUAGCCAAUACAAAAAUUACUGUAUUUUUUUCAUAUAACUGCAGUAUAUUUGAUUUUAAAGUGUGAGGCAAAGCAAGUUCCAAAAGGAUAGAUUUUGAUAUUGACACUUUAAAGUAAGGACAUAAAAGAGAGUCCAGUUUUAAUAAUUUGAUGCUGGGUACAUACACUGUUCACUUUGAUUUCUUUUUAUUAAUUUUGUUUACACGUAGAUGUCUGCACAAGCAAUUACCCAUCACCAGGGAGUCUUUCACGAAGUUUACCUUAUCUCACCUGUUUAACCCCAUUCUAUUUCAGUUGUCAUUGACAGUGAUGAUAGAAUAUACAGAUUAAAAACUUUUCUUCCUGAAAAUUAAAGGAAUGGAGUAAAUAAGUGAUAUUAGGCUUAGUAGCUGACUCCUCAGUGACUAAAUACUCCGUAUGGGUAAUGAAAAUUUAUAAAACAAAAUCAUUGUGGACUUUGUAUACAGGCAUUCAUGACAUCAGUGGGGUGGUAUAUAUAUAUGCCUCUCAGUCCUUCAAGAAGGUACAAAAUUCAAAAUUAACAGUUCUCAUUGUGGUGAUUGUAUUAACAACAAAACAUUCCGCAAUAUUUUUAGGUAAGUCUGAUUUUUGACUUCCCUUGCAAAGAAAUCUGUUCAACCUACAUGCUAAGUAGUAAACAAUGAUAAGUAAUAUGAUUGAUAUAGGUGGAAAAUUAAUGAUUUCUUGCUUUGUUCUCUUUAUUAAAAGAAAAAAAAAAUUCUUGUCAGUAUUUCUGACACUUUAGGAUUAAAAAGGCUAAUACUUCACAUGCAUGUGGUGCCAGUUAAUGUGCUUCUUUGAAUAAUUUCAGAAUUUAUCACACAAUUUUAUUUUGAUAAUUUAGCUAUAUUCAAGUGAAAUACAUAUCCUCCAUUUUGAUAGAUUAGAUGUAUCUGUUGCAAAGGAGUGUUCCAGUAGUGAAUCAGUGUGCUUCAAAUGUUCCUCAAUCUUGUUUAAAGGUCUGGAUAUGGAUAUGAAUGUCAACCAUAAAUUUGUGUAUGUUUUCUAACAGUUUUAAGGCAAAAUUCUGUACUAUGCUAAACUAUUAAACUAAGUCAUAAAGUGCAUUUUUUUACAGCUUUGAAAGAGUACUUUUUUUCUACAUCUAUACAUUAUUGGUUUGUAAUAUUAUCUGCAUAGUGUUCAUGUAAGUACUUAAUGAUAUAAUAGUUCAAGAAAAAUGUAAGUUCAGUCUUUUUAUUAUACCAGAUUGAAUCAGCUCAAACUAUCUGAAGAAUGUAUACGUAUUUUGCCUCUCAGAAGCUUCAAACUUACUAGUUAUGUGUAGUUUUGAAUGUUGUUUUAAGAGCUUUACUUGUAAUAAUACCAACCUUGCAUGUUCAAAGAAGGAAUUUGUACUUAUUAUAGUGCUGGUGGCCUCUUCAUUCAUAUACAUCUGAAAAGGUGCAUGAUUUCUUUCUUUCACCAAUUUUUCCAAGGUAGUUUGUAACAGGUAGCUUCACUUUGUCUGAUUGGCAACUUGUGAGCUAAGCCCCACUUCUUUGCCUUUAUUCACUGCAAAUAUUAUUUUCUCUCAGUUUAGCUUUCAAUGAUUUUUCUACCGGGUCAAAAAGAGGGGCAGAGCUAAUAACACCACAUGUUUACCCAAUGAGAGUGCGUGCAUUGUGAGAUAUCAAUUAUAAUUAUUUGUAUGAUUUACUAUAUAUUUUAAUUACAAGAAGUAAAAAAAAAAAAAAGAAAAAAAGAAAAAAAAAAUCCUUCUCUUACUUGUGAUAACGAAGAGUUCCUCAACAAUAACAUCUGUCAGAAAAAAAAAGCCCAUUUCAUUUUUCGGUUCAGCAGACUAAAUGGAAGUGGAGCUACCUGGAUGUAUGUACUUUGAUAUUUUAAUUGAUUACAGUAGAAAAUAAUUUUCUUUUGAAAAUGUAAAGUUAUUGUUAUAUCACUUUGUUAAUAUCGUCUUUUGAUUUCCUCUUCUUUUAUACCAAAAUGCUUAUUCCAGUCAUUAUAAAGAAGGUUCCAAGUGGAUAUGGUGCAAGGUAUACAUGUCAAAAGAUUUAUUUACCUUAAGCUUUUGUACAGCAUACUUACAUGAUGUUACUGUGACAGGAAAAUGGUUUAGAGAUGAUGAAGGCAGUACCAUAGCUCUAUAAAAAGGAAACUAGCAGAGUGGGUUGAAUAAUAUCCCUCUCCUAAAAUACAAAUUUAACAAUAAGCGUGAUAUUUAAUAUAAGGAUAUUUAUUUUGAUGUUUGUUACUCCAGCAUCAUUGGAGUGAUAUUGGCGUUAAUGUAAUAUGUCACAAUCAUUCUUUAGUCUUCAGUUUAAUGCAGUAUUUCUGUUACAAAAUAUGAUUUGCUGUAUUAUAUUUCUUUGUUUCUGAGUAUGCAAUUUGUUAGAAAAAGUUCCUCCAAUUAAAAGAUUUUUUUAUUGUUACUGCUGCUGGUUUUUCUCUUAUUUCAUGUCAUGUUAAAGUUAGUUGUCUUAACAUUUAUAAUAUGCUUUGAUAAAAAGAGAUGUAGCACUUGAUGUAAUCAACAGUAAAUAAUCUUUAUUAUAAGCCAGUGUCAAAAUUGGGUCUGUAAGAUCCAGUCGUACCAUUAUUAUUAUCAUUAUUUUACUUUAAACCUCUAGUUUCUAGUUGCUUUUGUAUGUUAAUUUCAUCUGCCUUUGUUUGUAUGUUGAUACCAAGUUUUGUUGUGUCCCAUACAUGUUUUUCAUUGCUAACACAACCACAAGUUUUGUAUUCAACAAAAAAGGGGCCAAUACUAUUACUGUAUUACAACAUAGUUAUGUGGGUUAUGUAUUGUUAACUAGCUUACACACUAAUCAUGUGAUAUGCAUUUUUUAUUGAAUGGCAUGUAUUGAUAAUAUUAAGCCCUGUGGGAAAAGUUCACAUAAUUCUGAUGUAUUUGUUUUGUAUAGAGGCAGUUAUUAUUUAUACUUGGCUUUAAAUUGAGCAGUGUAUGGUAAUGUUCUCUUAUCACUUUUACUUCAGUUUAGCUAUCUAGGUAAAUUUCAUGCCAUGGGUACAAAAGAGAAGGAAAGGACAUUGUGAUGUGUUUGUUGAGGUUACAGGUGUGAUACAAGACUAAAGUGGGACCAUUUAAACUAUUGCUCAUAUAAACUUAGGCUGGGUCAGCUGUAGCAUUGCAUUCCUACUUGCAUUAUAUUUAAUUUUAGGCUAGAUACCUAAUAGUGACCACUUGUUUUUCUUGCCAGUAUUAUUAUUUUUUUAUUUUUAUAGUUCAAAUUGUUAUGCAAGUUAAAAGUAUAACUUCUCCUUCAGUUUUUCCUUAUAGCUCACAAAGGGAUAUUGUUUCAGAUUAAAAAAAAAUAUAUUUUUUGUUUUUGAUCUUUAAUGCAUUUGUUCCUGCCUCUCUGAUGUUGACCUACUUCUUAAAGAUUGGUUUGACAGUUGUAAUUAUGGAAGUAGAAUUCACCUUUCAUUCUUUUCCAAGUCAUUGGUUUAUAAUGUUAUUUCAUCACUUUUAAUUCAAGUUUGUUAUUUAUAAGAAACAAAGGUUCUUACUGACCAAGGACAUAGAUUGGCCUUGGGUUAAAUCUAGUACAUAAUGAAGCUUUAAAUGUAUUAAAAGAAUCAGAUGGGGGAAUAAUUUUUAGGUAGGUAAACUUUCUAGGGCAGCAAUGUUUCCUUUCUUUGUGAAAGUAGUAAAAGGAAGUCGUAAUAUACCAAUUAGAAAUGCUUAAUAGAUCUAUUUCCUCUGUGAUUUUCAAAUAAUGACAAUAACCUAAAUCGAUGGAAAAAUUAGGGUACAUAAUAUCCUCUUAGUGAUUUUUUAAAAAUAAAUGUUUAUGGUCUUAUAGACUUAGAUCGUGAUAUCCAUUGUGAAUGGGUAAUAGACCAAACCAUAAAGUGUGCUUAGAUUGUUUUAGGUAGUAUUUGCCUAAAAAUAGUUUCUAUUUUAUUGUGUGUAAGCAUAUAUCCAUACAGUACUACCAUGUGCCAGUUUCCUGUAAAGGUUUAUGCUUUUCCAUAACAAUAAAGGAAAUAAAAAGGCUGUGUAAA
This is a messenger RNA of Penaeus indicus, 6425 nucleotides long. RefSeq names its product putative neutral sphingomyelinase (gene nSMase). Lineage: Eukaryota; Metazoa; Arthropoda; Malacostraca; Decapoda; Penaeidae. The transcript is spliced from 8 exons. Gene Ontology annotation, molecular function: single-stranded DNA binding; 5'-tyrosyl-DNA phosphodiesterase activity. Gene Ontology annotation, cellular component: PML body; cytoplasm. The record is from RefSeq and is a predicted model, not a curated record. Bases 34 to 1260 code for a protein of 408 amino acids. Gene Ontology annotation, biological process: double-strand break repair.